GUGCGUUCGUUGGUUGUUGUCGCUAUGCCCGAGCCGGCCAAGUCCGCGCCCGCCCCCAAGAAGGGCUCCAAGAAGGCGGUCACCAAGACCCAGAAGAAGGGCGACAAGAAGCGCAAGAAGAGCCGCAAGGAGAGCUACUCGAUCUACGUGUACAAGGUGCUGAAGCAGGUGCACCCCGACACGGGCAUCUCGUCCAAGGCCAUGGGCAUCAUGAAUUCGUUCGUCAACGACAUCUUCGAGCGCAUCGCCGGCGAGGCGUCGCGCCUGGCGCACUACAACAAGCGCUCGACCAUCACGUCGCGGGAGAUCCAGACGGCCGUGCGGCUGCUGCUGCCCGGCGAGCUGGCCAAGCACGCGGUCUCCGAGGGCACCAAGGCGGUCACCAAGUACACCAGCUCCAAGUAGAGUGGUGCGGAUUACUCGAUUUUAACCCAAAGGCUCUUUUCAGAGCCACCAUUUAUUCUAGUAAAAGGGCUGUGUUACUUCUGAGGGGUGUAGCGUAGGUUUUUAAUAGAGUGAAACGAAUGCGAGUGCUUGAGGUAUAAAUAACAAAAAAAAUAAUCGCUUAGUUGAGCAUUUUGGAGGUCUCAGUUCCGAAUUAAUUGAGCAGUAGCAACUCAUGGAGUUAACGGGGUUGCUCGGUAACUGUGCUAUUGCUGCAGCAGGGUACACGGUAUUCCAGCAGCAGCCACUGCUGCUCUCUGCUGUCAGGACCCCGUCGGGAAGGUGAGUGCUUCGUUUUGCUUUUGAUUCUUGUGAUAAAAGCUAUACCAAGAAUAUUUUAUCUUACUCUAGAAAUGCAUUCCUAAUAGAAAAUAAAAAGUUCGCGUUACAUACAUUGUAGCAGACCACCCUUAAAGAAUAAUCUUCUGUCUAUUUAAUUCAUUAAUAAACGGAUGAAAAACAGUCCCCGAGGCGUCGCUGUUUCGAACCAGCAGCGCUCUUUUCCCUUUCCCCUGUCGCGCACUCCAUCACCGGACGGGGAAGGACCGCACGCUGUUUCUCCCUUAGGCAAAAGCAGCCGUAGAGCCGCGCAGGCGGCGGUUCCCGCACCGGGACCCGGGGGCGGGAUGAGGCGGGGACGAGCGAGCGGCUCCGCAGACGUGCGGGACGGGAGCGGGGGCGGUGCCGGGAGGGGGUUGGUGCUGAGCCGGACCAAUGACAGCCCAGCGCGGGUUCUUUAAACCCCUCCCCAAGUAGGACCCGAGGUUGGCACCGCCCCGCCCGGCUGGGAAGCGCCGCUGCUGGCGCCUCGCUCCCGAACUGCACGUAGCCCAUAAUGGAA
Lagopus muta (rock ptarmigan) is the source of this 1285-nucleotide messenger RNA. Its product is annotated as histone H2B 1/2/3/4/6. Gene Ontology annotation, molecular function: structural constituent of chromatin; protein heterodimerization activity; DNA binding. The record is from RefSeq and is a predicted model, not a curated record. Gene Ontology annotation, cellular component: nucleosome. The transcript has 2 exons. The coding region runs from base 25 to 405 and encodes 126 amino acids. NCBI's taxonomy places the organism in Eukaryota, Metazoa, Chordata, Aves, Galliformes, Phasianidae.